AUAACAAAUUUUGGUGAAGCAAGCUGAAAGACGAGCGCGGGCAGCAGUCGGCGGGCGGCGGGCCACGUGACGACUGGCUUCGGUUGACUGAGUACACAGAUAGGUGUCGUGCCGGCAGCUCCACAACGCUCCCACGUCGCGUCUUUACUUGCUGUGACAUCAUUCUCCUCAAGAUCGUGUACCACCUGCGAACAAACAACAGCACAAGAUGGAUUUUAUAUUUCUAUGGCUAGUUACUUUCGUACUUGGAUUUUGGAUCUGUAAGAAGAUGAAGGAAUGGCGCAGCUUACCUCCAGGUCCUUGGGGAUUACCCAUUGUGGGAUUCUUGCCAUUCAUUGAUCGGAAUCAGCCUCAUCUCACUUUAACGAAGGUCGCCAAACAAUUUGGCCCAAUAUAUGGAAUAUCAAUGGGCAACGUGUACACAGUAGUGUUGUCCGAUCAUAAAUUAGUUAGAGAAGCAUUCGCAAAGGAAGCAUUCUCUGGACGAGCUCCACUUUAUUUGACGCAUGGUAUCAUGCACGGAAAUGGUAUAAUUUGUGCUGAGGGUGGAUUAUGGAAGGAUCAACGUAAACUGGUGAUGAUGUGGUUGAAAAGCUUCGGUAUGAGCAAGUACAGCGUGUCCCGCGAGAAGUUGGAGCGACGAAUCGCCGUCGGCGUUAACGAACUACUACAAAAUGUCAAACAAGCUUCUGGAGCCCCAAUUGAUCUACCAUCUAUGCUAAAAAAUUCACUGGGGAACGUUGUAAAUGAGAUUAUAUUUGGUUACAAAUACCCGUCUGACGAUAAAACAUGGAAAUGGUUCAGACAAAUACAAGAAGAAGGCAGUCAUGAAAUGGGUGUUGCCGGAGUGGUUAACUUUUUGCCUUUUAUUCGAUUUUUUUCACAAUCCAUUCAAAAUACGAUGAGAAUUCUAAUACGUGGUCAAGCCCAAACUCACGCUCUUUAUGCAGCUAUUAUUGAAAUGCGACGCAAAGUUCUAAAAAUUGAAGCUCCCGAAGGUGCCAAAUAUCCCUUACAUGAAAAUCUGUUCAAACAGCAUCCCAAAGGCUUUAUAAAAUGUAUAAAGUACAGCAAACACGCGUCAGAAAAGGAGGAGCAUUACUUCGAUCCCGAAAUUCUUAUACCGACAGAUGGUGAAUGUAUUCUAGACAAUUUCCUCUUGGAACAAAAGAAACGGUUCGACAACAACGCUGAGACUGCAAAGUACAUGACAGAUGAACAGAUGUUUUAUCUACUCGCAGACAUGUUCGGGGCAGGCCUUGAUACUACGUCGACUACUCUCGCCUGGUUUUUGUUGUAUAUGGCUCUGCACCCGGAAGAACAGGAAACUGUGCGUCGUGAGAUCUUAUCCGUUUUAAUUGAUGAUAAUGAUAGUGAUUAUACAAAGUUACCUCGUCUAAUGGCGGCCAUUUGUGAGACGCAGCGCAUUCGAUCUAUAGUGCCCGUUGGCAUUCCUCAUGGAUGCACUGAAGAUACAUAUUUGGGCGAAUACAGAAUUCCGAAAGGCGCUAUGGUAAUGCCGCUGCAGUGGGCGAUGCACAUGGACCCUGAUGUUUGGGAGGAUCCCGAGGAAUUUAAACCCAGUCGGUUCUUAGAUGAAGACGGAAAUUUAUUGAAGCCGCAACAAUUCAUACCUUUUCAAACAGGAAAGCGAAUGUGUCCGGGAGAUGAACUUUCUCGUAUGAUGUCGUGUGGUUUGAUAACCCGUUUGUUCCGCCAUAUGCGCGUACGAUUAGCCGAUGAACCUCCCACUGAAGAGGAAAUGCAAGGCACGGUCGGGGUCACAAUGACGCCGCCAAAAAAACUGUAUGUCUGUGUACCGCUUUAGGUCGGUACAGUCACGAAGAAAAGUUUUA
Messenger RNA from Papilio machaon (common yellow swallowtail), 1856 nucleotides. It is a transcript of the gene phtm, whose product is annotated as cytochrome P450 306a1. NCBI's taxonomy places the organism in Eukaryota, Metazoa, Arthropoda, Insecta, Lepidoptera, Papilionidae. The record is from RefSeq and is a predicted model, not a curated record. The transcript has 8 exons. Bases 209 to 1828 code for a protein of 539 amino acids. Gene Ontology annotation, biological process: xenobiotic metabolic process. Gene Ontology annotation, molecular function: oxidoreductase activity, acting on paired donors, with incorporation or reduction of molecular oxygen, reduced flavin or flavoprotein as one donor, and incorporation of one atom of oxygen; heme binding; iron ion binding. Gene Ontology annotation, cellular component: intracellular membrane-bounded organelle; cytoplasm.